This is a messenger RNA of Antechinus flavipes (yellow-footed antechinus), 5460 nucleotides long. RefSeq names its product chromosome 2 C16orf46 homolog (gene C2H16orf46). The coding region runs from base 581 to 1702 and encodes 373 amino acids. Lineage: Eukaryota; Metazoa; Chordata; Mammalia; Dasyuromorphia; Dasyuridae. The transcript is spliced from 5 exons. The record is from RefSeq and is a predicted model, not a curated record.
CCAAAGGCCCCAGCGAGGCACUGACGAACCUCCUGCCCCGAGCGUUGUUUGCUAGGGUGUUGCGCCUCUACCACUUUUCUUUGGCCUAACAGCCUCUUCUGCUCGUGACACGCCUACAACUACUAACGCCUCUCUUGAACUCCGCUGUCCGACCCGCGCCAAUUUUCUCGCGAGAAGCCGAUUUUGCUACACAUCACUUCCGCAGUCCAGGUCCUCCGACCCACGCGCGUGGCCGGUAACCCAGGGUAACGGCCGCUCCGCCCAUAGCUUCAGCAGAUUAGGGGCGGGCCUGCUCAGUCCUGCUAGUCCUGUCUCGGCCAGUCAGGCCUCACCCCACCCCGCCCAACUUGGCCUGAAUCAGCCUCCCAUGUGGCCCAGUGAAGCGGUGUAGGCGGUUUCCCCGCCCCCGCGGGGCGGGAAGCAAGGGACCAAGCACCGGCCCGAAGUGGGCGGAUCACCCAAGCUGGGGCAAAAGAAGGAAGAUUUCAUUCAUCUCCAUUGCUGUCACAUGUGGAAAGAUUUAAGUGCUGCUGAACAUAUUUGAACCAUCCAAGACUAAAAAUUUUAAGAAAUUGAAACCAUGAUGAAUUUAUGUCAAAAAAAACACAGGGAUUCAGCACAUGGUAAUGAAAUUUACAAGACAGAAGGAAGCCAAAAACUCAAAUGUAUGAAUCCAGAUGGAAAAAGAGAAAAGAAUCAUGUUUAUUGUCUUCUUGAUAUAAGUGACAAUUUACUUGAGCAAGAGCAAAAUAUAAGAUCCAAGGAGUUUUUUAUUGGCACCGGAUGGGAAGAAGCAGUACAAGGCUGGGGUAUGGCUUCUCCAACUGCUUGCAUUUGGCCAAGAAAGAAAUGCAAAAAAACAAAGGCAGGAGAAUGUUUUAGCAGCUGCUUGCUUUGUUUAAAUAUGUUACAAGUUACUGACAAAAACUUGUUGCCUGAGCCAAGGCCUUUUACUGAGUCAAUCAAGCCCGAGGUGAAACUGCAAGCCAGCACACCAGUUCCGGCGGUGAUAGGAAAGGAAGAGGUCCGUCCUCCAAGCCAGGAAGCAGCCAAUUGCUCAGAAAGUCCAUCCAAGGAAGUCAACAGAAUCUGCUUCCCACCCCCUACCCAGGGGGAACGGAAGAGCCUGCAAGUAAAGGAGUUUGUUUGGCAGCCAGGGAAGUGGUUAACACCAGACAGUUUCAAGGAUGUUAAAAGGCUAGAAAAUACAGGUGUCCACCUGGACAAAGACAUCACUACUUUGGAGUCUGUGAAUUCCAAGUCUCUCUUAGUUUUACCUCCCCUCAAAACAUCUUCCAAAAAUAACUUGGAUGUCAUUGUAAAGAAGAGUAAAAGCAUUUUCACUCAUUCAGAAGAGAAACUGCAAAGUUCAGAAAAAGCUGAGAAUACUUCCUCUAUUUAUGGGAACAAGACUUUUGAUCACAAAGGAGAAAAGAGAAUUGUUGAAACAAUAAGGGGUUCCAUGGACAAGCAUCUUAAGUUUAACGAUGGACCUUCUCUUUCUUCAAAAAUUACAAGGACUUUGUUUCCUGAGCCUGAGCGCUGCUGUUUGCACUGGUCCUUCCUGCCGGAGAAAGAUUUGGCACCCAGCCCUAAUUCAGUUAAUUCUAAAAAGUUUAGUCAUCUCACUACCUUGCGGCUAAUGGAAAAACAGGGAAUGCAGAAUGUAUGGCUUCCAUAUUUUCUGAGAUCACAGCAGUAAUACUAGAAUCAGCAGGAAAGGAAGAUGCAACUUGAAGGAGGAUAAAUUUCAGAUUUAUUUCUAGUCUACAAAUUUGAGAAUGAAAUCACAAAUCUCACUCCGCCAUCCAGGAUGUGAAAAAGUUAGUAGCGUUCCAGUUAGCUGGCAGCUGACAGAAAAAAAAAAAAAAAAAAAAAAAAGAGAGAGAAAAAAAAAAGAAAAAAAGAGAAAGAAAAAGUGAUAAGAUGAAGAUAUCAAGAUUGGUCACUAGGCAGUAGUAUUGUCUCCUUCACCAGCAGUCUCAGGUAUUUGACCAAAGUCACUGUUGGCAGACAUUGGAAAGCCUCUCAGCAGUGUGCACCGUUGAGAAUAAAAUGGAUCAUUAUGGAGAUAUUUUUAUUCCAAAAAGACUUUGUACCACUGAUAGGAGUACGGAAGUGCUUCACAAAUGAAACCAGAAAUAUGAUGCUAUUUGCUUUAGAUAUACUUGUAACUUUGUGUUACCCAUCUUCAAUUUGCUUUAAAACACAACAAAAUGAGAGUUGUGAUGAGGUAGGUUUUAGCAAUAGAUUCUAAUGAUUCCUUCAGAAUAACAGGUUUAUAAGCAUUAGUAAACAAAAUUCAUAAGCACAUGCUUUUACAAUUAGACUAGAUUGAAAGGCAACAUCCAAUACCCAUGACUUCAAUGUCUCCAUCAAAGUGAUUAAAUAAUGGCCUUUCCCCCCAGAAUUUGAACAUGGCUGAUAUGUAUGUUUAUCUUCAAUUCAUUAUCUUACAGGUAUCUGCUCAAAUGAUUUAAAAUGUGCAUAUAACUUAAGAUUUCACAAUUUGGUUAUACUGACGGAUCUGAGACUGGUAGUAUUAUAGAAGUCAUAUCAGAUUUGCUUUAGUGUGCUACAAGGGAGUCUCUCUUGCUACACAAAAUAAAUAAAAUUGUAUUGUAUCAUUGUAUCAUUAUGGGUUUUAAUUCAUCAACUGAGUUCUUCAAGGGAAAUCAUUGCCCAACAAUGAUCUGCCUUCUGCUUGCAACAUUUUUAUGUUGAUGAAAGUCAGAAGAAUCUAAACAAAUUAUUAUUAAAGCUCCUCCACACCCAUCAACACUGCCCAGUCUCCUAGAAGUUUAAAAUUCAUCAUUCUUCAUUUGAACCAGGUAUUUUUAACAUUUAAAAAAUUAUUUUUGAAGCCUAUUUUAACAUCCAUCAUUUCUUGAUUUUCUUUCAUUGAAUGCUCCCUUUUAACAAAUCAACAGUCAACCAAUAAAGCCAUGUCUGACAUUGUAUAUAAUAGUCUGCAUCCCUCACCUCCUCACCUUUUUACUGGAAGGUCUCUGAAUUUCAUUGUGUUCUCUACAGUUGAUUUUUCUUUUCUUUUCUUUUUUUUUUUUUACAAUUUUUCUAUUGUAGUUUGUGUGGAUUUACUUGAUCCUAUUUCCUUCAUAAUAUUUGACUCCAUCUUUGCAUGUUUUUUCUGAAUUCUUCUAACAGUGCAAUGAUCAUCUUUCAUAAUUUCCCAACUGAUAAACACCUAAUUUACCUAAUUUAUUCCAGGUCUUUGCUAUCACAAAAAAUGCUACAAAUAUUUUAGUUUGUUACAUGCAACCUGUCAUUGACUUCCCCAAGAGAGGUGUUCAGUAAUGCAAUUUCUAAGUAUUUGUACUAUGUAUUACUAACAAAAAAGCAAAACUAAAAUCUUUUUUAAUAGAUACUUUCAAGUAGAAGGAUUUACUGAUGUUGGUCAAAAUAUAAUUCAAUUACUGAGCAACAUAAUGUAGUCCCAUCUUUCAAAUCAUAUUUUAUGUCAAAAACAAAAAAUUCAAAUUCUUAAAUGAUGAAAAUUUUUUUUAAAGACUUAACAUAGGCUUCUUAGAAUUGCAGUGACUACUCACAGGUUUGAUCCAAUUCUACUAAGUAUAGAAACUUUAGUCUGCUAUUUUUCUGACCUGGACUGGUUUGUUCCUCUUUAGGCAGAUAGUGGUCUGUCAUUCUCAGGGGGUUCACCAUAUUCGUGUAGAACUUUGUGUGAAAACUCAAUUGGCUUAGCCUACUGCAGCUCAGAAUCCCAGAAUUCAAACAAUCCACCAGCCUCAGCCUUCCCCAGGAGCAGGGAUUACAAAUAUGUGGCACUAUGCCAGUCAAAAGUUCUAAAAGUAUGUCGUUAAGUAACAUUACUUUUUACAUGAACUUCUUGUAUCUUAUGCAGGGAAAACAGAAUCACAUACAGAAUGUUUAUCCUAGAACCAACACAACCUUUUAUUGAAAAAGGUAAAGGAAGUCACCAAACAUCUUCUAACCUCCCAAUCUUAGCUCCUAUGCCAGAACCAUACUUAUUCCCACAAAAGUGGUGUGUGUGUUUUUUUUUUUUUUAAGGUUCAUCUUUGGGAAUUUUUGCAUCAACUAAAGCAAUUCUAGGAAUAAGCUGAUUGUUUUCCAACCAGUAGUUCAUGAAAUUAAAAUUUUUUGCCUAAUAAAAAUUACUGAUUUGUCAUCUAGAUCUAAAGUGAAAUUUUUAUCAUUUAGCAUUUCUCUCAGUAAAAAUUGUUGGCAAACAAUUUGGUCAAACAAUAGUUGAAAGCAAUAUGGCUCUUAAUGGGAAAUGAACUUUUUGUAAAAAGUUUAGAAUAAAGACAAACUAAGUUUGAGGGAGGGUAAUACUUUAAAGAACUCUCAACAAUGUAGUUUCUGACUUCUCUUUAAUCACUGAAUGUAAGGUUUUAUAAUGAGCUUUAUUUCACUUUUGAAUAAUUCAGGAAAUUUGAGAAAUGCUUUUGAAACAAGCUUCAUUUGUUAUUUUCAUUUGUACAUGCUUUACUUUCCUACAAAUAUCUACUGGCUGAAUUAAGAAAAAGAUAUCCAUUAUCACAGAAACAAAGUGCUUCUUCAAGCCAGGGAUCACAACAUAUGAUAUUUACACAAGGCAUAAACAAACAUGCACUGCUCCUUUGCCAAGAGAGUUUAAACAUUAAGGCAAUGACAAUCCUAAGAACACAUGGAAUUGCUAAGUUAAGGCUUUAUAAGUUUAAGUUUUGAUAUCCAGAACUAUAUCCAUUCUGACCAAAUCACAGUUCUUUCUCUUAUCCACCACACUGAAUUAAACUGCUUCAAAUGGGAAAUUAUUGAUCAUUACUAAAACCACCUAAAAUCAUUAUGUUAUAGCCUCUGUAUCAGAUAUCUGAAAUAGCAGCAUAACACUAUAAUUUGAAUUUACAUAACUGUAAUUCCCUUCUGAGAUUUGGUACGUUUCUUUAAACUCGUCUAUUUGUAUAAGCAUGUCCAAUAGGAGGACCAUGAAAUGAUUUUAUUAACUUAGAAAAUGUGCCUGUCAAACUAAAUUAUCUCUUAUCUCCUCAACCUUGGCUAACAUUUUAUAAAACUAAAGAAAAACACCAGAAAUUAUCUUGAAUCAUCUCUCUUUUAAUAUCAGACAUAUGAUGCCCUGCUUAUUAAAGCCAUAUGCUUUUCUUCUCACAUUUAUAUUCGGACUGUACUAUUUGGUAUUCUUGACUUAAAGAAAAAAAUAAAUAAAUAUGAUGUUUAAGACUAAUCUACUCUAGAACAUCCAGCCCCAAGGCACAAGUAUUAUUCCCUCACCAGAGCAUUUCAUUAAUGAGAUGUUAGCCAUAAAUUUAAGAUACAGAAAUUGGGGCAAUUUAGUAAGAAAAAGGACAACAUAGGUUGUACCCUUGCCUUAAGUUAGCCAAGGAGGAGUAAGAGAUAAGGGUGGGUGUUGUUUUUUUUUUUUUUAGCAGGAUAAGAUUCCUUAACAUCCAAAGAGGCCAAAAA